This is a messenger RNA of Tympanuchus pallidicinctus (lesser prairie-chicken), 475 nucleotides long. RefSeq names its product histone-lysine N-methyltransferase 2B-like. The record is from RefSeq and is a predicted model, not a curated record. The transcript is spliced from 2 exons. NCBI's taxonomy places the organism in Eukaryota, Metazoa, Chordata, Aves, Galliformes, Phasianidae. Gene Ontology annotation, molecular function: protein binding; histone H3K4 methyltransferase activity. The annotation marks the transcript as partial. Gene Ontology annotation, biological process: positive regulation of DNA-templated transcription. Gene Ontology annotation, cellular component: histone methyltransferase complex.
ACCCCCCCCCCCGCCCCCCACGCCCCCUGACCCCCUCUGCCCCCUCAGCUCCGCCAUCCACGGCCGGGGGCUGUUCUGCAAGCGGAACAUCGACGCAGGGGAGAUGGUGAUCGAGUACUCGGGGAUCGUGGUGCGCUCCGUGCUCACCGACAAGAGGGAGAAGUACUACGACAGCAAGGGCAUCGGCUGCUACAUGUUCCGCAUCGACGACGCCGAGGUGGUGGACGCGACGAUGCACGGCAGCGCGGCGCGCUUCAUCAACCACUCCUGCGAGCCCAACUGCUACUCGCGCGUCAUCCACGUCGAGGGCCACAAGCGCAUCGUCAUCUUCGCCCUGCGCCGCAUCCUGCGCGGAGAGGAGCUCACCUACGACUACAAGUUCCCCAUCGAGGAGCCUGCGGCCAAGCUGCCCUGCAACUGCGGGGCCAAGCGCUGCCGCCGCUUCCUCAACUGAGGGGGGGGGGAGAUGGAAAAG